GACAAAAGAGAAAGUAAAGUACCUUUUUCACCACGUACCUGGUUUGGCAAAGACGAACGACAUUAAAGGACAAUGUGGACAUAUGUCUUUUUUCUCGUGGUGAUCAUCGUGUCCCCUGCUCUGAGUACAGAUUAUGAAAUGGUGGGUCAUGAUCCUGUUGUGGUUGAACCAAACAAAGACGCCAUCCUGUCAUGUCACGUGGAGCCUGAGACGAACCUGACCCAGGAUUUUAUGGACUGGCAUGUAAUAUUAACAAAUGGCAAUGAUAAUGUUGUGUACAGCUACAGAAGGGGUAAAGAGAUAUUAAGUGUGGAUGAUCAUUUCAAAAACCGAACGGAAAUCUUGAAAGAAAUUUUGGAAAAGGGGGACAUUUCUUUCAAAAUCCGCAAUGUAAAGGAAGACGAUGAUGGGAACUAUAUAUGUGUUGUGGAAAUCGGUGAAACCAAACGAAUACAAAGCUCUGUCAAACUUAUCGUGAGGAGUAAGGAUGAUCCGAGUCCUCUAAAAGACUCCCCUGUUUCUUCUACAGCACCAUCUCCCUCGUCCAGCUCACCUCCACCUGAUAAAAAUGUUAGAGCGAUUGUUGAUGGUCCUAUUGUUGGUGUUCUUGCUGUUCUUGGUGUUGUUGGAGUCUUCUUUCUCGUCAAACACAUAAUGAAACGUAAAGCACAACAGGGCCAUGGUGCAACAGGAUCAUCCCAAGAACCUCCCAGUGACGACGACAUGGAACAAGACACAAUGCUGAAGGGAAGAACAUCAGGAACUGAGUGAACAGGGCAGGUUUAGUUUUUCUAAUUCUGACUUGGUUUAGGAGGAUAGUGUCUGUGCUGAAUAUUUAUCAUAGUUUUACAUCAGUUAUUACAGUAAAUGACACUGCAGGGACAAUUUAUGGUCAAAGAAGACAUUUUUAUGGCUACAAAUAUCUUAACAACACACAUUAGGUGUUAAUUAGCCUGAUCAUAAUCACUGUGUAAGUCUUGGCCCAUGUUUACUUUAUAUUUACUACAUCACAGUUACAGAAUUAUCUCUGUGUGUCACAUCUGCUGCCACUGACCAACCAGGAAGUAACAUUCACAACUUUAGUAACCAAUAAAAACAAACAAACAAACACAACAAGAGACAAAUUAAGUAAGAUAUUUAUUCAGAUCUUAAAUAUACUUUCUUAAACUGAAUUGCAGUUUUCUGUGUUGAUGACGUAGGCAGAGGGAUUCAGUUUUAGGACUCAGUGAUACUUCCUGCAUUUUUGUACUUUUCAUCUUUUAACUGAUGUAAAACUGUUAUAAAUAUUUAUCUCAGGUACUAUAAUACUUACACGAUACUAUUAGCUCUGUAGUAACGGCAUCUGGUGACGUCCGGUCACAUGGAGACUCUGUGGACUUUUACACUUUAAUGUUUGACACUUUAUACAUGAGGAGAAAACUUCUCUUCUCCUCUUUUACCUACAGGUAAUCAGGUCGUUUUUACUACAGAUGAAGAUUUGUUAUGUUAUAUUGAGCGUUUUAACCUCCUAAGACCCGAGCUCUUGAGCGGCUUUAUUCAUUUCUCUUUGUUAUUUAGGCUGAUUGAACCUGAUCAGUGUAAAAACACAGAAUUACCUUUUUACAUUAUGUAGUUUGUGAGAAAACUGAUGUAAAACAAAUGUCCUCAUGUGUGGACAUUUUAAUAAUUUUGAUAGAACAUUUGAAUAAUGAUUGACAAAAACUAUUUAAGACCCUGAAAACAGGAACAUUUGUCCUGAGUAAAAACAAAAUUAGAAACAACAAUUGUGCCUCAUGUGAAGAGCAGGAGCAGGAGACAUGUGCCUUUACACAAAUAAAUAAAUAAAUAAAAAUGUUCUAAACAUUCUAAACUCUUAAAAAUGUUCAAAAUUGAAUAUAUUUGCAUUGUUGAUGUUCUUGUUGCUGUUAUUCUUCUUUUAAAAAUCUGCAUUGUGGCCUAGACCACCCAAAAUGUGUUGUCCACAUAUGAAGACGCCAGGUCCUAGGAGGUUAAUAAAAGUUAGCAUUAGCAUUGACUAACUGUUCUAAAGCAAAAAGUGUCGUCCAGUGAAGUUUCCUCCUCAUUUGUAACGUUCUAAUUAUGGAUUUUUUUGUUUUGUUUUACUUUGUGUUUACUUUAAAUGAACAGCUCUAAUAAGGUUGUGCUUUUUACAAGAACACUAUUUUUUUUGUUUUUGGGCAUUGGUAGUGUGGAAGUGUGUAUUCUGUUUGUGCCAGAGCCUGCUACAGCUCAGACUCAACUCACAGUUUGGUGCUUGUGACUCCAGGUUUGUUUAAUGUGAAAUACGACUUAAAAGCGUAUUAUGUUUUAAUGAUUCUCUUAUUUUUACUUCAUUUUGGGAGAUAACAAUUGUUGUAAAUAUAAAUUAUACCUUUACACUAAUCAGGAAGCAGUUUACCAAGAAAAAUUAAAUGUGUUGAAAAUGACAAUAAGCAGAGUCCUCACAUUUAUGACGUCACACUAGAGAGAAUCUGUCCAAACGUUGUGUGUGUGUGAACAAGUCUCUCCAUGGACCAGCACCAAAGAACAUCUCCCACAUGUUAGAGCCACAUGAACCAUCUCAGGCUCUGAGGACUUCAGGGACCGGCCUCCUGCUGGUCCCAGAGUCAGGACUAAACAUGGAGAAUCAGUGUUUCAGUUUUAUGCAACUAAAACCUGGAACAGGUUGAAGAUGUGAGACAGACCUCUACUUUGACAAUGUUUAAAUCCGGGCUCAAAAAACGUACAGUCAUAUGCCCAACUCAACGUUCUGUUGAGUUGGGCAUAUGACUAAGUUUUUUAUUCUGCACUAUUCGCUUUUAAUGUUCAUUUUAUGUUGGUUAUUCGUGAUUAUUUAUAUUUUGAUUAGUAUUGUAUAUUGUGAUUUUAAUGUCUUUCUUAUUCUGUAAAUUACUUUGUGUACGAAUUACACUGUACAAAUAAACUGAGCAGCUCCUCCUGAGUGAGCCAAAGUCCAGUGGGACCUCAGAGGCCCCGGGCCUCAGCGGUGACACUAAAACUGAGGAAUGAGCUGCAUUUACACGUCAGACUGGCUCCUCUGUGGACGUUUUGAAAUCGUGUCUUAAAACACUUAUUCACUUUGGCCUUUGACACAGUUUGACAUUUUACUAUUUUUUUGUUAUUAGAUUCUGUAUAUUAUAUCUGUAUAUGUAUAUGCAUGUUCUUUUUAUGGUUCUUUUUUGUAGCACUUUGGUCAACCUGUGCUGUUUUUAGUACAUUAUAAAUAAAGGUCCCGUGGCAGUGGUCUUGGAGCUGGAGGGUCUGACCUGUUGUU
Messenger RNA from Periophthalmus magnuspinnatus, 3274 nucleotides. Its product is annotated as myelin-oligodendrocyte glycoprotein-like. The transcript is spliced from 6 exons. The coding region runs from base 73 to 771 and encodes 232 amino acids. Lineage: Eukaryota; Metazoa; Chordata; Actinopteri; Gobiiformes; Gobiidae. The record is from RefSeq and is a predicted model, not a curated record.